AUGGCGGAAGCCAUUGCUUUCGCGGCGGUCGACCACUUCUACCACACCACAACAAUCACGAUGCCUAGCCCCAAGCGCAUCCUCAAGCGCGCCGCCGAGAAGACUGCACCCGCCUCGAGCACUCUGCGCGAGAAGACGAAAAGCGCCUCAUCCUCCCUCCGCGAGAAGACCAAGACUCGCCUCGAGCGCCUCUCUAGCAAAGCGCGCAAGGAGAAGCAGGUGUACAACCAGCAAAAGGAGGAAUCGCGCGAGUCUGCACAUCUCGACGCGCAGCGAGGACUCCGUGCUGCUAAGCAGGAGAAUAGCGAGCCGGUGGAGGCUUUGAGGAAGGCAGAGAAGGAGAUUUCCGAGCGCGAGGAUCGUAAGGUGGAGGUGGAGUUGAGAGGCCAGCGGGAUGCUACCCUCACCGCCGUCCAGGAGCAAGAGACCGCAGCUGUCCACCGCGAGUCCCUUCUGAAGCAGGAUCUCAAGCAAGUCCGGGCUCAGCUCGCGACACAGACGCAGGCGGCUACCAAGCUGCAGACUCGACUUGAGGAUGCCGAGGAGAAGAAUAGGAUCACCGAAACCAAGUUCUCGCGCUUGCAGGCUCAGGUAGAGCUUGACAAACGCGCCUUUGCUGCGACGGCCGCCCCCACCCCGAGAACCCAACAGCUCCAAGAUCAGUUGAAUGCGGCGCAGGCUAGUGUCAAGGGCCUACGAGCGCAGCAUCAAGACUUCAUCAAGCAGAUUAAGGACCUGCAGUCCGAGAACGCGAAGCUCAGCAAGAGUUUGAAGUACUCGCAAGUCAGCCCCGAUGACCUCCAUGAGGAGUGCCGGCUCGACAUCAAGUGUGCUCAGGGCGGCAAGAAAAUGGCGGAGGAGAAGUGGGAGAAAGAAAAGGUCGCCCACCAGGCCACCAAGCAUCAGCGCAAGGCUGAGAUGCUCAAAGUCUCCAACGAGAAGUGCCACGUGCAGCAAGACCUGGCUCUAGCAGAGCACAGACUCAAAACUUUCAAGGCGCAGCAUGUAAACUGCCCUACCAAGAUCUCGGAGAUUGCAAAGAAGCGGGAUCAGUACAGGGCUGAUCUGGAAACGACGAAGCAGAACGCCGAUGACCUCCAGAAGAAGCUCGAUAGCGUCGCACUGGAGCUCAAGGACGUAAAGGCGAAGCUCGAGACAGCACGAGAGGAUUUCGAAGACAUGACGGGCGCCAGGGAUCAUCUUGCCCAGCUGCUGGACGACAAGGAUGGCGAAUGUGAUCGCAAAGAGGAGAAGUGCGAUGCUAGUGGUCAAGAGCAUGAGCAAGAGUCGGUAGUCGACGAGGAGAAUGGAUCAGGCACCACUGAGGAUAGCCACAGCAAUGUCUCUUCCGAGAACGCCGGCCCAGGUGCAGGUUAUCAACUGCUAACACCAGAGAUGGAAUGGCGGCUUCGCGCUGCCUUGGGAACGAUCAAUCCAGGCCCAUCUACGCCCACUGCCGCCGAAGUUGCUGAUCUUCAGUCGCAGCAGAUGAUGGCGUCUCUUCUCACGCACACGCCGGAUCUGCAGACUGUCCUGACGCAGCUUUCCCCAGUCCAGUCGCACGACGCCGGUGAGAGCCAAAUCACGUACGGCGCGACCGAGUAUGAUCCAGACUCUCCUGGGCUGGCCAUGCCAUAUGAUCCAGCAUCGCCGCUCAAUGUCUUUGAGGAUGAAGAAGCAAGCUAUGGAGCUGAUGAGUACGAUCCGGCUUCUACAGCCGCGUACCAAACAGAAGCUCCAUUCGACUAUGCUCUUCAUUACAAGCAGCAGAGCACGCGCAUCCUAGCGGCUCGCAACGAAGCCUGCUAUGAGCAGCAACAAGACAACCACGAGUGCUUUUACUGGCGUGACCUCGCCUACAUGGAAGACCUGAACACCGGCACCAGACUCCACGAUGAGACCUGCGAGCGCGAGUUGCGUGACGCCCAUGGAUUGGAGAAGGCUGCCAGCAAAUUUGCUGUGCUCGCGGAGAACUACGCGCAGACUCAAAUCAUGCCUCGGCUUUUGGUCGAGCAGUCUGGAGAUCCUAAGCCGAAUCCCAAUCGGGGAUUGCUUUGCGACCAACGCGUCUACACCAAGUCGAAGAUGUCGUCUAUGGAGAGCCCGGAUGAUGAGGACCAGGCCGAGACUGUGGCUAAGCAGGAGGUCCUGUCCAGCUUUCCACCUGCAGAGAAUCGCUGGAAAGCUCCAGCGGGCAACGACUGGGCGGAUGAGGAUGAGGAUGAUGAUUUCGACAUCCUCGCAGAUGCUGCUAGACGUAUGGCGGCACCUCCAUCCACCACUAGAUCUACAGGCGGUGCCUCCGGCACCAUCUACGACCAACCGAUGGACGAGGAAGUCGACGAAGAACUCGAAGAUUGCAACAACAACGACGUCGACUCGCUCUCCGAGGGCUCCAUCACCAGCGCUUCCGAAGAGGAGCAGCAGGUGAACAGCUCAUCCACAUCCUCCAACAUCACUUCUGAGGAUGAAUCCGGGGCAACUACCAACCCGACAUCCGAAGACGAAGAUGAGUCUGAGAGCGGUGAAGAGUCGGAUUGCGAGACCGACGACGAGGAGUACGGCAACAUCGAUCUGGGUCCCAGUGCGGUGCCGUCCGCCUACAAGCGUUGCUAG
Messenger RNA from Lecanosticta acicola, 2616 nucleotides. The record is from the annotation of a GenBank genome assembly. Lineage: Eukaryota; Fungi; Ascomycota; Dothideomycetes; Mycosphaerellales; Mycosphaerellaceae.